Molecule: messenger RNA, 544 nt
Organism: Apodemus sylvaticus (European woodmouse)
Lineage: Eukaryota; Metazoa; Chordata; Mammalia; Rodentia; Muridae
Gene: Tmem239
Product: transmembrane protein 239
Exons: 1
Coding region: 25-480 (151 amino acids)
Source: RefSeq, a predicted model, not a curated record
CUGUCCACAGGUGCACCAGCCGUGAUGCAGCAGCCACGAGUGGAGACGGAUAUCAUCGGGGCUGGCGAGGGGCCCCAGCGGGCAGUGCCCUGGUCGGCCUGGGUCAUCCGUCAGGACUGGGUGCGUUGGUGGGUAUGCCACAUACCUCGGAGCUGGGCCCAGUGGUGGAAUACAUCAGGCUGGCGGCAACCACUACAGCGUAUGCUAUGGGGUCUGGAGGGGACUCUCUACCUGCUGUUGGCACUGAUGCUAUGCCACGCGCUCUUCACCACGGGCUCCCACCUGCUGAGCUCCCUAUGGCCGGUGGUGGCUGUGAUGUGGAGCCACCUGCUGCCAGCUCUCCUCCUGCUUGUGCUCAGUGCCCUGCCUGCUCUGCUCUUCGCGGCCUCCUUCCUGCUGCUCUUCUCCACACUGCUGAGCCUCGUGGGCCUCCUCACCUCCAUGACUCACCCAGGCUACGCUCAGGACUUGGACCAAUAGAAGGGCAACCCCAUCUUACUGCUUGUGUCUGUUGAGCCCUGACCUAGGGCCUGAGCCCCGUGGG